Molecule: messenger RNA, 3320 nt
Organism: Anguilla anguilla (European eel)
Lineage: Eukaryota; Metazoa; Chordata; Actinopteri; Anguilliformes; Anguillidae
Product: flavin-containing monooxygenase 5-like
Exons: 10
Coding region: 1081-2778 (565 amino acids)
Molecular function (GO): NADP binding; flavin adenine dinucleotide binding; N,N-dimethylaniline monooxygenase activity
Source: RefSeq, a predicted model, not a curated record
GGCACAGAGCAUACACUAUGCAAUGACAUUUCCUUCAAGUGCCAAGGGGGGGAGAGGUUAGCUAUGUCCUGUUUAUGUGAAAGCUAUUGCGAAGAGGUGAGUUUUUAGAUGUUUCUUAAAAAUGGAGAGCCUUACGGAUAUGGAGAGCGAGCGUGUUCCAGAGUUUGGGUGCUGCACAGGAGAAAGCCCAAUCACCAAGAGUGGAGUGGCGAGAUGGGAGGAUAGUUAAAAGUCUUGCAGAGGAGAAGUGGAGGAAGGGAAUGAGUGUGUAGUCCAGGAGCAGGUCAGUAAGACAGGCUGGAGCUAUGCCAUGGAGUGCACUGUAGGUUAGCAGGAGGGUUUUUAAUUGUUUUCAGCAUUUCACUGGUAGACAAUGUAUUUUGUACAGGAUUGGAGAGACGUGAUCAUAUUAUUUUGUGUGGGUCAGUAAACCUGAAGCAUUUUUGGACUAAUUGAGGCUUGUUGAUUGGUCUGACGGGGGUACAGUUACAGAAAUCCAGCCAAGACGUAACAAAGACAUGGAUUAGAGCUUCUGUGGAGGAAUAAGGCAAGGUGGGCCUGAACUUUGGUAUGUUGCGGAGAUGGAAAAAUGCAGGUGACUUGUUUUAUGUGAGGUUCAAAUGAUGGAGUGGAAUCAAGGAUGCCACCAAGGCUCUUUACAUGAGUGAAAGGUGAAAUAGGAAAACCAUCAAUAGGGCUGGCAAAGUUUGGGGUUUCGGUUAAUGUAGAUUUAGACCCCAUACGCAGAUUUGUCACCAUUAAGUUUUAGGAAAUUAUGGGUCAUCCAAAUUCUAAUGUCCUGCAGACAGUUGAUGAGAUAAAUGCAGAGGAGGGUUUGGAACCUAUAGAAAGCUGUGUGUCAUCAGUGUAGCAGUGAAAACUAACACCAUGACAACGCAUGAUCUGACCCAGUGGUAGUAGAUAAAUAAUGAAGAGGAGAGGACCAAGCACUUAACCCUGUGGAACUGUCAGGCUUUGGCAAGUUAGGACCCAAGUGCAGAGUAAAACACAAGAAGCUCAAGAGGAACCCACCCACCACCAGGAGAUCAGGACAAGGCAGGUAAAAGCCCAGCAGACACCAUGACCCGCCGUGUAGCAGUGAUUGGGGCAGGAUGCUCAGGACUGGCCUGUAUCAAGUGCUGCCUGGAUGAGGGGCUGGUGCCUGUCUGCUUCGAGAGCGGGGAUGACAUCGGGGGAAUGUGGAGGUACAAGGAGAGGCCUGAGCCAGACCAUUGCAGUAUCUACCGCUCCCUCAUUACCAACACCUCCAAAGAGUUCAUGUGCUUCAGCGACUUCCCCAUGCCGGACCAUUACCCAAACUACCUGCACCACUCGCAGCUGCUGCAGUACCUGCGCUUAUACGCAGCGCAUUUUGACCUCCUGCGGCACAUUCGCUUCCAGACCACUGUCUGCUGUGUGAAGGAGGGGCCUCAAUUCUCUCAUUCUGGCCAGUGGGAAGUGGAGACUAAGAACGGAGUCGGUGACAAAGAGAGGCACAUCUUUGAUGCUGUUCUGGUGUGUACAGGACAUUUUACCCGUCCUGCCAUGCCACUUGAAGACUUCCCAGGCGUAGAGACCUUCGAGGGAAAGUGUUACCACAGCUGGGAAUACAGGCACCCGGAUGCCCUCCAGGGUAAGAGGGUUGUUGUGGUGGGGAUCGGUAACUCUGGAGGGGACAUUGCUGUGGAGAUCAGCAGGGCAGCGCGGAAGACCUUCCUCAGCACGCGUCAGGGCGCCUGGGUCAUAGGUCGCAUGUCUGACGGAGGGCUCCCGGUAGAUAUGACAAUGAUCACCCGCUGCAGGAGUUUGCUUAUGCACUUUUUGCCCAAAGCCUUGGUACACUGGGCAGGGGAGAGGGGUCUGAACCAGAAGUAUGACCAUAGGCUCUACGGCCUGCUUCCCAAGCACAGAUUACUGGAGGGCAGGACUCUCAUCAAUGAUGACCUUCCUGGCCGCAUCCUCUCGGGGGCAUUGGUCAUGAAGCCUCACCUCCAGGGGUUCCGAGGCUCCAGUGUGGUUUUUGAGGAUGGCACCGUGGAGGACCAGAUUGAAGCUGUGGUCUUCUGCACGGGCUACAACUACUCUUUUCCCUUCCUUCCUUCCUCCCUCUUUCAAGGCCAUGGGCAUGAGCUGACGCUGUAUCACCAUGUCUUCUCGCCCACCCUAAAGCACCCCACUCUGGCUAUAAUGGGCCUAGUGAGCGCCAGAGGGCCCUUCAUGCCUGUAGUGGAGAUGCAGGCUCGCUGGGCAACUAGAGUGUUCACAGGGCUGAACCAACUUCCACCAAAAAAAACAAUGCUGAACAUGAUUGAGACUGAAAGGAAAAGAUUUUUGAAAAGUUAUCCUUGUCCCAAGCUUGCAGCUGUCCAAGUGGAUUACAUCACUUACAUGGAUGAACUGGCGAAGGAGGUGGGGGUGCGGCCCAACUUCCUGGGCCUGCUGCUGCGAGACCCUCGUCUGGGUCUGAGUGUGCUGCUGGGUCCCUGCACCCCGUACCAGUACCGGCUGCGUGGACCGGGACGGUGGGCGGGGGCUCGCCAGGCCAUCCUCACGCAGUGGGAGCGGGUGGCCAAACCCAUGAAGACGCGCCCUGUACCAGAGCCCCGACCCUCUGCCGCGCCUCUGUUGCUCACUGUUUCUUGUGCUGCCCUGCUGCUCACUGCCGUCUACUCUCAACGCAAAACCCCUGCCGUCCUGCUGGAUCCUGCAGCCGUCCUGAACAGACUCUGCUCCCUACCAGGGAUCAUGUGGAAGAUGUGCCCCUGCCUGAAACUAUGAACACGGGAUUAAACUUAGCUUUGGUUAGAGCAGUGGUCUCCAACCCUGGUCCUGGAGAGAUACAGGGUCUGCUGGUUUUCAUAGUGACUCUGCACUUCAUGAAUCAAUCAGAGCAGUUGAUUACACAGUUUACUCAACUGACCUGGUGUCUUGGGUCUCAACUGGGCGCUGAUUUUAUGGAAAAAACAAAAACCAGCAGACCCUGUAGCUCUCCAGGACCAGCGUCCACUGGAGACCACUGGGUUAGAGAGUGCAGAGUGCCAGUGGAGCUCGAGCGCGUGUGACUGUAAUUGGACUGGAGCAGUGAGCAGGUUUUCCGAAAUGUGGAGUGCUGGCGUGUCCAGUACAGCUCAAGUGACACAAGCCUUCUCUGGAAUUAUCGCUUACGUUCUGGGUGUCACGUAAAAGUCCGGACAAUGGUAGUUAGCCAAUGAGGCGAUAAGAUGUUUCUAUAAUGUUUGACUUGGGUGAGAACUGUGUUUUGUUGUUGAUAUUUUGGUGAAUCAUUAUUGAAAAAUAAAGGCUCACAUUGAGGACAUACA